UCUUGUGGAAACAUUAACCUUUUACUUUCCUUCUAGUUCAGGAGAUUAAAAGACUUUAAUCUUAGUUUAAUUCACUUGAAAUAUCCAUUAGCAGUGGAGAGAUAAAUCUGGAUUGAAGUUGUGCAACCCAGUAAGUCAACUUUUCUUAUUCUGCUGAUUAUGACAUUACAUCGCGUGAGUUCAGAAGGCAAAGGCGGAAGCUCUUUGUCGCACCACUUUGUCUUCCGGAUUCAAUAAUCGCCGAGUUAAUUACAUGAUUGGACAAAUACGUAUGAAAUAAACUGUAUGACCUGAAAUGGAAACUCCACCGCCACCUCCAGCACCGCCACCACCACCACCACCACCACCUCCAACAACAUCUCCAGAUGAUGAGGAAAGGGCUCGGGAAUCGGAGAAAAUUGAAGAUACUGGCCAGAUUCCAGGGGUUAUUCUCCCUCAAUUGGAGGAGUUAGAGAAGCAAUUCUUCGAGCUUGUGGCAAGUGCUGACGUGAUCGGAGUUCAAGAGUUCCUUGAUGUGAAUCAAGACUUCAAGAUCAAUUCAGCAAACUUUCAGAACCUUUCGGCACUGCACAUAGCUGUCAAGGAGCGAGAUGUGGCAAUGGUUGAGCUACUUUUAUCACGAGACGAUAUUGAUUGUGGUGAUACUGCACUUCACGCAAUUAGAGAUAAUGAGCAGAAAAUUGCUAUGAUGAUUCUGGAUAAAAUGGAGAGCCAGGUACCGGGAUCACAGUUCACUGGGCCAAUUGAUAGCUCUGAGUUUCCGGAUGCCACGACACCGAUGGAUGUGGCUGCCAGUUGUGGACAUUUUGAGUUGAUCAAGAUGCUGGCAGCCAGGGGACAUGUUAUUGAGGAACCACACCCACCGAACUGCUGCUGCGAUGAAAUUUGCAAACCAGAGAGAGAUACGGAAGAUCCAUUAACACUUGACAACAAACGGUUGUAUCGUUACCGCGCUGUGGCAAAUCCAGCUUACAUCUGUCACACCUCACCCGAUCCAAUCCUGAAGGCCUUCCAGCUGUCAGUUCUCCUCGACAAAGCCGCCUCGUUUGAGCGUGAGCUUUAUAAAUCUUACAAGCAACUGUCCCAGGAGGUCGCUUACUUUGCUGCUGAGCUCAUUGGCUGUGCGAGAAAAGCGGAGGAGGUUGAAAUUGUGCUCAAGCAACGGGGGGGCAAUGUACAAGCAAAGAAAUUCAUUUUUCCAAGACUCUUGUUUGCGGUCGAAUGCGAGCAGAAGCUGUUUGUUGCUCAUCCUAAUGUCCAACAAGUAAUAGAAACUCAUUGGAUUGGGAACUGGUAUGAGUGGAAAGCGAAAGCAGGAGGUGCCAAAGUCUUGACAGUUCUUCAAAGGAUUCCUCUGCUUCCAAUCCUAGCCAUUUGGCUUCUGAUAGCGCCGCAAUCAAAACUAGCAAAAAGAUGGCAAAUACCAGUGAAUCGAUACAUCUCGUCAGUGGCCAGUUACCUUAUUUUUCUCGUUUUCGUGUACCUCGAGUCCAACGUCGAUAAGAAAAAUCAACUUCGAGGGCCACCAAACAGCGGAUAUGAAGUUAUUAUUUGUUUUUAUGUUAUUUCGUAUGUGUGGGCGGCGAUGCGACUCUGUAUGACCCAUGGGCCGAGGAGAUAUUUCGGAGAGCGUUGGAAUCUGUAUGAGGUUCUAAUGCUCUCGUUGUUCAUAUUCACGUUCGUCUUCUGGGCAUUAGCGGCUAUCGACGUCCGGAGAAAUGGCCAGAGGGACCUGGAGAGAAAAUACUGGCACAUGUUUGAUCCAACUUUAGUUGCAGAGGGUCUCUUCUGUAUUGCAACAAUAAUGGCAUUUUUCAAACUCCUCUUCGUGUGUCAACUUGAUUAUAAUCUUGGACCACUUCAGAUGUCACUUGGAAAGAUGAUCAAGGAUGUCACUAAAUUUCUGUUUCUGUUCCUCGUCAUUAUUACAGCCUUUGCUGCAGGUCUUGCGAAAUUGUAUCAGUACUAUGACGGAAUGGUGCAGAUCGAUGAUGAGUCUAAAAUAAAAACCCAACAAGUGGCCUCGUUCGUGGAUUUCAGGUCAAGCUUGAGGACACUCUUCUGGGCGGUAUUUUGCAUGAGUGCCAUCGAGAGUGCUGACGUCAUAAUCGAGAAUUUACCUGGAGAGACGGAGUCUGAGACCAUUAUAAAUAAACAUUCAUUCACUGAGGGCAUUGGAUACUUUGCCUUCGCUGGUUUUGAGUUCAUGACAGUGAUAGUGGUCCUCAACAUGUUGAUAGCCUGCAUGUCAAAUACCUUCACAGCCUUCACCGACAACGUGGAUGUCGAAUGGACUUUUGGAAGAACCGAGGUGUAUAUUGAUAUAAUGGCACAGAACGCCCUGCCACCGCCUUUCAAUUUCCUCCCUACUGGGAGUGACCUCCGUUGGCUCGCUGAGUACAUAAAGUUGUUAAUUAAACCCACUGAGACGAAAAAGGCGAAAUGGGAUCUCAAGCACUGCUGCUUCAUCGAAAAUAUAAAUGAAGACGAUGACGAAAAGUUUGGUGAGACAAUGGGACAUUUAGUGAUGCGUUAUUUCCGGAAGAAGGAGGCGGAAGUGGAGAAGAGUGACACCGAGGGUUUGAGGAAGGAUCUCAUGGAGCUCAAGAGUAUCCUCAAGGAUGCACUGUCAGCUCCAUGAAUUAUGGUCCUCUACCCACGUCAGAUCAGUCAGGAUUCCCUGGCAUAGAUGACACAGAAUAAUACAGCCACCAACAAUGACAGGGUCCUCCAUUAUUUUUCUGCCAGCAACUCCUGCCCUUAGUUCUGGACUGAAAGGAUUACUUGGAGAUUUGGGAGAAGUAGCUGUGGCACUUGAGAAGGGAUCAGUGAUGGCAAUAGACUCUCACGUCUGCUGGUCUUAUCAUCAAUUCUACAGCAUUUCCAGGAAUGAACAGGGGUCACAACGAUUUUCGAAAAGGACUAGGAUUAAUGGACACUAGUAAAUAAAAUAAUAAAGUGUGAAA
Messenger RNA from Diachasmimorpha longicaudata, 2966 nucleotides. Its product is annotated as short transient receptor potential channel 4-like. NCBI's taxonomy places the organism in Eukaryota, Metazoa, Arthropoda, Insecta, Hymenoptera, Braconidae. Gene Ontology annotation, cellular component: plasma membrane; cation channel complex. Gene Ontology annotation, biological process: calcium ion transmembrane transport; regulation of cytosolic calcium ion concentration. The record is from RefSeq and is a predicted model, not a curated record. Gene Ontology annotation, molecular function: protein binding; store-operated calcium channel activity; inositol 1,4,5 trisphosphate binding. Bases 296 to 2641 code for a protein of 781 amino acids. The transcript has 14 exons.